Messenger RNA from Leptomonas pyrrhocoris, 658 nucleotides. RefSeq names its product putative Adp-ribosylation factor. Gene Ontology annotation, biological process: vesicle-mediated transport; intracellular protein transport. Bases 122 to 658 code for a protein of 178 amino acids. The record is from RefSeq and is a predicted model, not a curated record. The transcript has a single exon. Lineage: Eukaryota; Euglenozoa; Kinetoplastea; Trypanosomatida; Trypanosomatidae. Gene Ontology annotation, molecular function: GTP binding; GTPase activity. Gene Ontology annotation, cellular component: cytoplasm.
GAUCGCUCGAUCUGAGAGAAUUCCUCCACAUUAUUUCUCUUUCCAUUAUUUCCUUGUAGAUUCCUCUUCUUUUCCUUAUUACUAUUAUUGUUCCUUUCUUGAAGUGCGAGAAUCAUCCAAAAUGGGAGGCUGGUUAUCGUCGCUGCUGGGAAAGAAGGAGGUGCGCAUCCUCAUGGUCGGCCUCGACGCCGCUGGUAAGACCACCAUCCUCUACAAGCUGAAGCUCGGCGAGGUCGUGACGACCAUCCCAACCAUCGGCUUCAACGUCGAGACGCUCGAGUACAAGAACCUGAAGUUCACCAUGUGGGACGUCGGUGGCCAGGACAAACUCCGCCCACUGUGGCGCCACUACUACCAAAAUACAAAUGGUAUUAUCUUCGUGGUGGAUAGCAACGACCGCGACCGCGUCAAGGAUGCUAAGGCGGAGCUCGAUAAGAUGCUCGUCGAGGAUGAGCUGCGCAACGCCGCGCUGCUCGUCUUUGCGAACAAGCAGGAUCUGCCCAACGCGAUGAGCACGACGGAGGUGACGGAGAAGCUCGGUCUGCACGCCCUGCGCCAGCGCAACUGGUACAUCCAGGGCUGCUGCGGUACGACCGCGCAGGGUCUCUACGAGGGUCUGGACUGGCUGUCGGCCAACAUCAAGAAGACGAUGAACUGA